This is a messenger RNA of Selaginella moellendorffii, 1365 nucleotides long. RefSeq names its product pentatricopeptide repeat-containing protein At4g02750. Gene Ontology annotation, molecular function: RNA binding; protein binding. The transcript has a single exon. The record is from RefSeq and is a predicted model, not a curated record. Bases 1 to 1365 code for a protein of 454 amino acids. NCBI's taxonomy places the organism in Eukaryota, Viridiplantae, Streptophyta, Lycopodiopsida, Selaginellales, Selaginellaceae. Gene Ontology annotation, biological process: RNA modification.
AUGAAGAGAGUGCUCAAGCAAUGCCUCAAGUCCACUGCCACUUCCAAGCACUCCAUCGUGGAGAGCUACGCAUCGAGAUUGAGGCAGUGUGGCAUCGCAAGAGACGUGAGAGAGGGGAGGAGGAUUCACCGUGAGCUCCUCGACUCACAAGGCGAUCCAUCCACCACCAACACGUACCUCGCGAACCAUCUCGUCCAAAUGUAUGCCCAGUGUGGGCAUUUGCAGGAAUCCCGGGAAGCUUUUGACGAGAUCCACGCAAAGAACGUCUUCUCGUGGAAUGUGAUGAUCUAUGGCAGCGUGGAAAACGGCGACAUCCGGCAGGCCAGGGCGCUGUUCGAGGCAAUGGAUCGCAGGAACGUCGUGUCGUGGACGACGAUGGUGAGCGCUUAUGCCCGAAAGGAGGGCGAUUCCCGCCUCGCGCAAUUGUUCUUCGAGAGAAUGCCGCAGUGGAGUGUCGUUCCGUGGAACGCCAUGCUCGGAUCGCUCGUCCACGAUGGCGAGUUGGGCCUCGCUCGCAGCUUCUUUGAGAUCGCGCCCGAGAGAGACGUAAUCGCCUGGAACACGAUGAUUACGGCCUACUCCCAUGAGCGGGAGCUCCAGUUCGCGAGCUUUCUCUUCGACAGGAUGCCGCAGAGAGAUUUGGUGUCGUGGAGCACCAUUACUGCUGCUUACGCACAUCUUGGAAGAUUAGUUGACGCAAAGAAAAUAUUCGAUUUAACGCCGCAACAGUGUGUUUUAUCGUGGAAUACAAUAGUCGCAGCAUUUUCCUCAAAUGGGCAUUUGGAUUAUGCAAGAUUUAUGUUUGACCGGAUGCCACAUCGCAAUGUAAUCUCUUGGAACGCAAUCUUGGGUGCGUAUGCUAGCGCUGGAUUUGUAGAGAUGACUGAUAAUAUCUUCCAGUCCAUGGACGAGAGAGAUUCCGUGUCAUGGAACUCUCUGAUAUCCGGAUAUUCUCACUGGGGUCACGGUUGUAUGGCCAGAGAAACGUUUCGUGCGAUGGUUUUGAAUGGUUUCUCUCCGGACAGUGUGACGCUUCUCGCAAUCCUCUCAGCUUGCAGCGUCGAUGGAAGGCUUCAGGACUCUUGGAACUGCUACACAUAUGCAACGCAGGACUUUGGCAUUGUUCAGACUGGCGAACACUUGUUUUGCGUGGUGGAUCUCAUGGGAAAAUGCGGCCUCUUGAGUAUGGUGGAAGAAACUACUGAUUUUCUGGUUUCUUCGUCAUCGACUGUGAAUCCUAUUCCAUGGACUGUCAUGUUGGGCGCAUCCAAAAUGCACGACGAUGCAAGGCGUGGGAGAAUGGCCGUGGAGAAGCUCAUGGAGCUGGAGCCGGAAAACUUCUCCUCUUAUGUGCUUUUAUUUUGA